Messenger RNA from Drosophila novamexicana, 909 nucleotides. RefSeq names its product hematopoietically-expressed homeobox protein hhex (gene HHEX). The record is from RefSeq and is a predicted model, not a curated record. Gene Ontology annotation, biological process: regulation of transcription by RNA polymerase II; cell differentiation. Lineage: Eukaryota; Metazoa; Arthropoda; Insecta; Diptera; Drosophilidae. Gene Ontology annotation, molecular function: DNA-binding transcription factor activity, RNA polymerase II-specific; RNA polymerase II cis-regulatory region sequence-specific DNA binding. Bases 1 to 909 code for a protein of 302 amino acids. The transcript is spliced from 2 exons.
AUGGAUAACAACACAAUUAAAGCGAAUAGGUCCGCCUUCUCCAUAGACAACAUUCUGGAGCAUAAGACACAAGCCACACAAGGGAACAUUAAAAAACCUUCAACACAGUUGAGUCCUGGCGCCGCAGGUCCUGCCACGGGCUUUGCGCCCACAUCCGGUCCAACGUCCAUAUACGAUCUGUCACGCGACGCGAUGGCCGCACAAUAUGCCCUCAAGAAUCUGGAGCCCGGCACGGGCACUUUGCUGACGCCGACAACGCUGCGCUUCAAUCCCGUCUACUCAGAUCCCGCCUCGUUAUUCUAUCAGCAAAUGCUGAAUCUACAGAAGAAUUCUUCGCUCUUCAUGCCCCACUUUCAGGCCGCCGCGGUGGCCGCCGCUGCGGCAGCACAGCCAGGCGCCUAUUGUGAUCAGUACAGCCCGUUUCUGGAUUGUGAAGGCUUCAGCAAUCCCGCAUCCGCUGCCGCUGCCCUCUACUGCAAUGCGGCCUAUCCGGGCGCCAGUUUCUACAUGUCGAACUUCGGGGUGAAGCGCAAAGGUGGACAAAUCCGUUUCACGUCGCAGCAGACGAAAAAUCUCGAGAAUCGAUUCUCCAGCUCAAAGUAUUUGUCGCCCGAGGAGCGACGGCAUUUGGCGCUGCAGCUGAAGCUGACGGAUCGCCAGGUGAAGACCUGGUUUCAGAAUCGGCGCGCCAAAUGGCGGCGUGCCAAUCAGACCAAACGCAGCGGCAGCGCAGCAGCCACGCCCACUUCGAACAGCAGCGCAGCGACGGCAACGGGAACGGGGACUGGCAGAGGGGCACAGCAGCAGGCGCACAGUGAAGACGAGGAUCGCAUGUACCUGUCGGCAGAUGAAGACGAGGACGAUGACGAGGAGGAGGAGCAGGACGAUUCGCAUCAGGUGGAUACGUAG